Liolophura sinensis is the source of this 1347-nucleotide messenger RNA. RefSeq names its product interferon-induced GTP-binding protein Mx-like. Lineage: Eukaryota; Metazoa; Mollusca; Polyplacophora; Chitonida; Chitonidae. Gene Ontology annotation, molecular function: microtubule binding; GTP binding; GTPase activity. The record is from RefSeq and is a predicted model, not a curated record. Gene Ontology annotation, cellular component: plasma membrane; synapse; microtubule. Gene Ontology annotation, biological process: receptor internalization; synaptic vesicle budding from presynaptic endocytic zone membrane. The transcript is spliced from 9 exons. Bases 1 to 1347 code for a protein of 448 amino acids.
AUGGGGCGAUCCAAACAAGGUAAAGGUGAUGACAAGGUAAAGAAAGUGUCCUCCUCUCCAUGGGCUCAGCCGAAGAAAGAACAAAAGCAGCCAAAGCUGGCAAAACCGGUCCAAAAUCCACAGGGAACCUUUGAAACUGCACGUGGUGCCUCAGCAUUGCAGAACAACGACCAGUCUGAGGAAGUAUAUGAUGUACACGAUAACGAGGGAUCCGUGGUCAAUGGAGCAGCGUCAGAAACGCAGAGUGAACUGGACAAACUCAGUACUAGCAGAGAGUCGACUGACUCUACUGAUCAACAUGAACAGGGAAUUUCGCCAUCACUGACGAAAGAAUUUGAUGCCAAAGUCCGUCCAUACAUUGACCUUAUUGACAACCUGCGGGCCUAUGGUUUGGACAGAGACGUGGGACUGCCGGCGGUGGCAGUGAUCGGGGACCAGAGCUCGGGGAAAAGUUCUACCCUAGAGGCCAUAUGUGGAAUUCAGCUGCCGCGGGGCUCCGGUAUCGUCACCCGGUGUCCUCUAGAGUUAAGAAUGAAAUGCCAGCGGGAAAAGGAUCUUAACUGGGGUGGGAAGAUCUCUUACAAGGACAAACAUGGACACAAGCAAUCUAAAGACAUCGACACCUCUGAGUCUGUAGAAGAAGCUGUCAAAGAAGCCCAGGAUGCCAUGACCGAGGGUGAAGUAGGAAUAAGUGAGGAACUGAUCACUUUGGAGGUGACGUCGCCUAAAGUCCCCGAUCUUACACUCAUUGAUCUGCCUGGGAUAGCCCGUGUGGCUGUGGAGGGACAACCCGCGGAUAUAGGCCGACAGAUUAAAAAGCUGAUUAAGCAUUACAUCCAGAAGCCGGAGACGAUCAUCCUGGUGGUGAUUCCCAGUAAUGUGGAUAUCGCGACCACAGAGGCCUUACAACUCUCACAAGCGUUUGAUCCGGAGGGUAAACGAAGUCUAGGAGUCCUCACCAAGCCAGACCUCAUCGACAAGGGCGCUGAAGCUCAGGUGCUCAAAGCUGUUAACAAUCAGGUGAUACCCUUAACGAAGGGCUACACCAUGGUUAAGUGCCGUGGACAGGCGGCCGUGGACGAAAAACAAACCUUACAGGAGGCAAUCCAAGAUGAGAAGGAUUUCUUUGAAAAUCACGACAAAUUCAGAGUCCUUCCUCAGGACCAGCGAGGGAUUCCUAGUCUGGCAAAAAGGCUGACAGUGGAACUAAUAAAGCAAAUCAAGUGGGCGUAUGGUAUGAUUAUGUCAGAUACAGGCUUCCGUAGGAUGAAGCAAGUUACAGAUGCUCUGAGUGGUCUCCAUGGUUACACUGCGUACCUUGAGUUUCUACUCUUCCGAAAUCUGUAG